Periophthalmus magnuspinnatus is the source of this 2893-nucleotide messenger RNA. It is a transcript of the gene ube2f, whose product is annotated as ubiquitin-conjugating enzyme E2F (putative). The record is from RefSeq and is a predicted model, not a curated record. The coding region runs from base 267 to 806 and encodes 179 amino acids. The transcript has 10 exons. NCBI's taxonomy places the organism in Eukaryota, Metazoa, Chordata, Actinopteri, Gobiiformes, Gobiidae.
ACUGUUGUUCGUGUCCGCGUUUCCGGCCGGACCCCCGCUGCGGCCGCUCCCUCUUCCGCCUCGGUUCCUGCAGCGCUGUGGAGUUAGCACCGCCCGCUUCUCCCGCAGAGUUUCACAGUUUUAGGAGGAUUUAACCUGGAUUUGGAGAACCUCUGCGGACAUUUAGGAGGACUGUGGAGGCGCGGAGAGGCCCGGCCCGAGCUGCCCGAGCUGCCCGAGUAUGGUGUGAGACAGACCGGCUCUGACACCGCGCAGAGUUGUUCAGGAUGUUGACGUUGGCGAGUAAACUGAAGAGAGACGAGGGCACGAAACACAGCUCUGAGUCCAGCCACCGAGUGUCAGUGAGGGACCGCCUCCUCACCAAAGAAGUGGCAGAUCUAGAAGCCAACCUGCCCAGUACGUGUAAGGCCAGUUUCCCCGAUGAAGACAAACUGCAUCACUUUCAGCUCGCAGUGUCUCCAGAUGAGGGCUAUUACCAAAGUGGGAGGUUUCAGUUUGAGAUAGAUGUUCCUGAAGCCUACAACAUGGUGCCUCCUAAAGUUCGCUGUUUGACCAGAAUAUGGCACCCGAACAUCACAGAGAGCGGAGAGAUCUGCCUCAGCCUCCUGAGAGAACACUCCAUCGACGGGACAGGAUGGGCCCCCACCAGGACAUUAAAGGACGUGGUUUGGGGCUUAAACUCUUUGUUUACGGAUUUACUGAAUUUCGACGACCCUCUCAACAUCGACGCUGCAGAACACCACCUGAGAGACAAGGAGGACUUCCGUAAUAAGGUUCAGGAUUACAUCAGGAACUACGCCAGAUGAUGUCACCCGCGUCGCCGCGAGAUGACAUCACCCCUGUCCCUCAGUGAUGACGUCAUCUCCGCCCGCACAAACCCACUGUCGCUCGAUAAACUGCUCUCCGCCGGUGUCACCGCUGUCGACGAGGCAGCGCAGCGGGCAUCACGUGUUUUCACUUUGAUUUUAAACUCACAAAGCUUCGCCGCGUCCUCACCGCGCUGGAGCUCACGGGGCUGGAGCUCACGGGGCUGGAGCUCACGGGGCUGGAGCUCACGGGGCUGGAGCUCACGGGGCUGGAGCUCACGGGGCUGGAGCUCACGGGGCCGGAGUCCAAAAACAAAUCUCCAAAAGUUUUUUUUUUUCCCCUGAUCAUUUCUAUCAGUGACAUCUGGGAGGGCAUCUGACACACGCAGUAUCUGCAGAUUAAGUGUGAUGCAACAGGAGGCUGGACUGUUAGGAUGUAACACAGUGCCUGAAACAGAACUUAUCAUUUAGUAAAGGUUUUGAAGCUGAACAGUUGAAACGAGUGAAUUCUUAAAUCAGUCGUAUUGAGCUUGUGUCUCUAUGGUUCUCAUCUCUGUUAUAAUUUACACAUUUUAAAUCACAAUAUUCAUCUGAAACAACUUCAUAAAAGACACAAAUCCUCUCACUUCCGCGUUAGAAAACUGCAGUGUCCAAUAGGAGCUGACGUCGCCGUAAACAUCAUCACACUAAAGCGCCUCAUGCUGUAGCGCCCCCUAUGGACAGAUGCACAUCACUAGAGCAGCACGUUUUUACAUUUGUACCAAAAUGACGACGCGACGCUGCAGAAUCCUACGAGUAUCAACGAUUAAGAAAAUAAAACUGGAGAAGGAAGAGCGGACGUCACAGUGGGCGUGUCACAGUUAGAGGUUAAACGGGGGCAGAUCGACAAAAUGGCGUCUUGAAAAUAGUCGAUUAAAGAUUAAACUCAAACAUGAAUCAGUCCAAAUAAAAUGUAACUUUCUGUUUAAAUAAAACAGGCUCAACGAGAAGAAACGACCAGAGUCUCACACACAAAGCGAUUUCCCUCAAAUGUUUUACUCUCAUUGCAGCAGUCGCUUCACGGGACUUCAGAAAAUGAUGAACUCAAACGGUGAAAGUCGGAUUAACCCACAUCCACAGGAAAUGAAACUGACCUUAGAGCUUCUAUAUCACACUUUUAUCACACUUUUACGAGCUUUAAUCCAUGUUCUAACUCUGUGUCCUCCUCAAACACUGGAGUUGUGUUUUGUUUCAUUCACAUGUUUGACUUUCACUUUAUUAUUCGUCUGUGACAUCUACAAAGCUCAAAAUGCGACGUUCCACCGUGUGAUGUCAUCAAGUGCAGCAGAACCUCCUCAGUCCAGAGUCAGUUUCAUUUUAAAUAUGAACAUGAGCCGCCCGUCCUCGCAGGAGUCGCUCUAAAAUGUACCAGUGUGGAGCUUUAAAUGAAUAAACCCCCAUUACAGACGUGAGCCGCGUGAAGCUGAGUGAAGCUGAGUGAAGCUGAGUGAAGCUGAGUGAAGCUGAGUGAAGCUGUGUGAAGAUGUGUGAAGCUGUGUGAAGAUGAGUGAAGCUGUGUGAAGCUGUGUGAAGCUGUGUGAAGAUGAGUGAAGCUGAGUGAAGCUGUGUGAAGAUGUGUGAAGAUGAGUGAAGCUGUGUGAAGCUGAGUGAAGCUGUGUGAAGCUGAGUGAAGAUGAGCGAAGCUGCGCGAAGCUGCGCGAAGCUGUGUGAAGCUGUGCGAAGCUGAGCGAAGAUGAGCGAAGCUGUGUGAAGCUGUGUGAAGCUGAGUGAAGCUGUGUGAAGCUGAGUGAAGCUGAGUGAAGCUGUGUGAAGCUGUGUGAAGCUGAGUGAAGCUGUGUGAAGCUGAGUGAAGCUGUGUGAAGCUGUGUGAAGCUGAGUGAAGAUGAGUGAAGCUGUGUGAAGCUGUGUGAAGCUGUGUGAAGCUGUGUGAAGCUGAGCGAAGCUGUGUGAAGCUGAGUGAAGCAGGACGAGUCUCUGGUGGAAAUAAACGUAACAGUUCCGGUUUGUUUUGGCGACAGCAUGUGAUUGUUUUGCAUGACUUUGCAUCAUGGCCCUGUCUUUUAUGUUUUAUUAAAUUUUAUUAUAAA